CUUCAAAAAUAAAAUCGUUUCGCCUGGAACAUUGAGCCUAUUUUGUCAACCCACAAAAACCAGACAGCAGAAAGGUAGCACUAAGCUUUUAAAGAUUCUUCUUUUAUCAUUCAUUGAACGAACCAACCAAAGCGAAAACAUAAAAGUUCAUAUUUUUCUCAGUUCAUAUUUUUCUCAUCUUUUUUCAAGUAAAUUAGAUUGACACUGAAGCUUCUGUGAGGAACAUAAAAUAGAUUAAAGCAUGGGAAGUCCACACCAGCCUAAGAGGAGAGUGGCAUUUGUGCUUAUUGAUGGGUUGGGUGAUGUGUCAUUACCAAGGUUUGGGUCCAAGACUCCUUUGCAAACAGCGAAUGUUCCAAACUUGGACGCUAUUGCAUCUUCUGGAGUCAAUGGCCUUAUGGAUCCUGUUGAAGUAGGUUUGGGUUGUGGAAGUGACACUGCUCAUCUUUCACUACUCGGUUAUGAUCCGCGAGUUUAUUAUAGGGGUCGAGGUGCAUUUGAAUCAAUGGGCGCUGGACUGGCUAUGUCACCUGGUGAUAUUGCAUUCAAGUCAAAUUUUGCAACAUUCGAUGAGAAAACUGGAAUAGUCACCAGUAGAAGAGCUGACAGGCACUUUGAAGAGGAAGGGCCAAUUCUUUGUGCAGCUCUGGAUAGGAUGAAGUUGCCAUCUUACCCUGAGUACGAAGUCAGAGUCAGGUAUGCAACAGAACAUAGAUGCGGAGUGGUUGUAAAAGGACCAAGAUUGAGUGGAAAUAUUUCAGGAACAGAUCCAUUGAAAGACAACCGCUUACUUCUACAAGCUGAAGCCUUAGCUGAUACUGAUGAAGCAAGGCAUACAGCUGCAGUUGUCAAUGAAUUGUCCAGGGAGAUGUCACGGAUUCUGCUCUCUCACCCACUGAAUGCAAAACGAGCUGCAGAGGGAAAGAACAUUGCCAAUGUCGUCCUAUUACGAGGAUGCGGUAUUCGAAUUGAGGUUCCCUCAUUUGAAAGAAAACAUGGUUUAUGGCCAUGCAUGGUAGCUCCCACUAAGAUUAUUGCUGGUUUAGGCCUAUCACUUGAUAUUGACAUUUUAGAAGCUCCUGGGGCUACCGGAGAUUAUCGUACACUUUUGACUUCCAAAGCUUCUGCCAUAGCCAAGGCACUUUCUGCUCCUUUGCAGUCCUGCCCUAAUGUUUUUGUGCCAGGGGAGGAUGAGCUCAAACCGGGCAGAGCAGAUGGUUAUGACUUUGGGUUUCUCCACAUUAAGGCAAUAGAUGAUGCAGGUCAUGAUAAGGCAAGCAUUUUUAAAGUUAAGGGAUUGGAAGCAGUAGAUCGAGCUAUAGGUCAGCUUGCCAAGCUUCUUUGGCAGGCUGAAUCAACCGGGAACUUCCAGUAUUUCCUUUGUGUCACUGGUGAUCACUCUACUCCAGUUGAAUAUGGAGAUCACAGUUUCGAACCAGUUCCAUUUGCCAUGUGCCGGUUAACAGAUUUUGUGGGUGCUGUGGGUGGAGAGUCCAAUAUUGUGGCAACUUCCCUCGAACCAUUUCCUCUCCCAACAAUUAAGGCUGGUGAAGACCUAGAGGAAGAUAAGAUGCCGAAGGAGAGUGGUAACCAAGAACUUAAAGCUUUCGGUGGUGAUUCAGUCUGUGAAUUUAGUGAGAUAGCAGCAGCAAGAGGAUGUCUUGGAAGAUUUCAAGGAGGAGAAAUGAUGGGUGUCAUAAAGGCAUUUCUCAAGCUAAAUGCUUGACAUGCUUUUGAAGGAAAAAUAAAAAGACGGUUAGCUUAGGUGACAGGUUUUGCUAAUAAGCUUGUUAUUUAACUCAAAAAAAAAAAAAAAAGACAAAAAAAGAAAAAAGCAAUCAGCUGAUGAUGCUUUUUUUCUUUCUUUUUACAUCAUUAGAAUUUUCAAGGCACUUUGGUUUUACAUUUAAAGAAAAUUACACAAGUUGUAUGAUUUUCUCAUA
This is a messenger RNA of Ricinus communis (castor bean), 1943 nucleotides long. RefSeq names its product probable 2,3-bisphosphoglycerate-independent phosphoglycerate mutase. The coding region runs from base 242 to 1726 and encodes 494 amino acids. Lineage: Eukaryota; Viridiplantae; Streptophyta; Magnoliopsida; Malpighiales; Euphorbiaceae. The record is from RefSeq and is a predicted model, not a curated record. Gene Ontology annotation, molecular function: metal ion binding. The transcript is spliced from 6 exons.